Molecule: messenger RNA, 1006 nt
Organism: Cryptococcus deneoformans JEC21
Lineage: Eukaryota; Fungi; Basidiomycota; Tremellomycetes; Tremellales; Cryptococcaceae
Exons: 3
Coding region: 123-977 (284 amino acids)
Source: RefSeq, a predicted model, not a curated record
CAAAACCAUCCAGUCUCUCAUCUUCAUUGCUUUUUCUUUCCUGCUUCGAAAUAGGUCAACAAAUUUAUGCAAAAUGUCACGAAGGAGUAGGAUCAGCCCUCUAAGGCCUCUCUUCAUUGACGAUGCCUACUCGGACAUCCUCAUCGAGAUCCUCGACAAUUUGCCUGUGCUCCAUGUCUUCCCUUAACAGGCAUAUCCAUGAUGUCUACAUGUCAACUCCUCGACUCCAACUGGAAUUUCGACGCAAACAUUACUCCGUGCCUUUAACAGCGCCCUUUUUACAUCCUUCCCACAAGCUCAGUGUUCAAGAGAAAAUUGCUGCACUAGAGGAUAGAGAGAAACGAUUAAAUGCUAUACAGCCGAAAAGUUUGGAUACGAUUGUCAAUCCUGGUUGUGAAUUUUAUCGCUUCCAAGACGGUCAUAUCCUCUACCUGGUCGAUAAUCCUGAUCAGCCUGAUAUGAACCGAAACUCUAAGAGAGAAAAUGGUGAAGUCGAUGAGGAUGACGAAGAUGACUGGGAAGAUGAGGAUGAAGAUGAUCUCGAAAGUGAAUACUCAAGUGGAAGCACAUCUACUUGGGAGGAAACAAUAGAGACCUUGACCUCGGGCGUGGGAGGUCUCCACGUUCAAAAGCAGCUGACCAGGAAGAAUGGUUGGGAAGUGUAUUGGGUAAAGGGAACUGCGUCUAAUGAAGAGGCGAAAGCGAGGGGAGGAAUCCAGAGACACGGUCAUUGGUCGUGGAAGUUUGACAUGGGCAAGAACUUCGACCGGAUUGAUAUGUGUGUGAAAGACAACGUGUUGAUCUCGGUGGAAGAAGGUCUUUAUUACACAAAAGGGACUGAAAAAUCAACCGCUUCAACUUAUGACGGAUUUUUGUACCUAGCCCAACUCUUUGCAUAUCCUUGGGUUCUAGAGGUCUUUUGGUUGCAGUUGUGCACAGGGAAAUGUUAUCAGUCAAAUGAAACAGGUACACGUUGAAACAUGCAUACGACAAAUCAUUGAUCCAG